This is a messenger RNA of Drosophila innubila, 1658 nucleotides long. RefSeq names its product transcription factor SPT20 homolog. Bases 269 to 1270 code for a protein of 333 amino acids. Gene Ontology annotation, molecular function: protein binding. Lineage: Eukaryota; Metazoa; Arthropoda; Insecta; Diptera; Drosophilidae. The record is from RefSeq and is a predicted model, not a curated record. The transcript is spliced from 4 exons.
AGUAUUUAAAAUUGAGAUUUUGGUAAAUUUGCAAAAGCGAUACACGGUAACACUACGUAUUUUGUUGCAUUGCUUUAUUAAUGUUUUAGUCUAUUUUUAUAUAAAGCAAAAAGUACAUAAACGCUAAGCGCAUAAAUGUGCACACAGCAGCUAAACAAAUAAUUGAGUCGAGUGCUUCUAUUGCAACAGCGGACUGGAUCACAAAGAGAGUGGAAAGAAGAUUAACAAUUUAACUUGUACGCGAUAACACAAAUCCAUAAACGCCGCCAUGGAUGUGGAGGAGAACUACGAAUCACAAAGCGCCACAGAGACUCCGUCACAACAGCAGGGACAGCAGCAGCAGGGGCAGCAGGAACAACAACAGCAACAGCGACAGCAGGGGCAGCAGGAACAACAACAGCAACAGCGACAGCAGCAGCAGCUGCAGCAGCAGGAACAACAGCAACAACUGCAGCAGCAGUUGCAACAAUUGCAAGAUAUGCAAUGUGAACCACUGUUUGGCAUUACCACAAAUACGACAACAACCACAAAUCCAAUGAUGGACACAAGCAACAUUGCGAUACCAUUGCCAGCGCCGCCUGGGACAGGCCUUGUUGUUUCAACAGCAACAACACCUCUACCGCUACCAACACCCGCACAAGCAGCGCAAAUCAAAGGUCUCGGCGUACCGGUGACUUUGCCAACAAAUGACUAUGAUAUUGACUCGCUGCUGCUGCAGCAAUUCAGUUGCAUGGGCACCACAGACCAUGAGGAUCUCAUAAGUCAGUUCCAGAGCCUCAUGAAUAAUCAAAUGAAUCGCGAGUCCGCUCGUUUCUAUCUAGAAAUGAGCAACUGGAACUUGCAAACUGCCGUCGGUUGCUAUUUGGACUUUUGUAGCCUGCAAUCAUUGCCUUCUAUGAAAAUUGUGCAGGGCCAGCAUGUAAAUGCACAACAACAGGCAUUUCAGCUGCAAAACGAUGGCAACGAGCGCUGGCCCAAUGGCUGUUAUUUAACAUCGCCCAUACAGACGCAACGCAUCAAUGUGCCGUCCCUGCGUCCCGGCGAAACUUGUGAUAUAUUGGCUGAUCUAAUACCCACACAGCCGGCCAUUAUGUGGCGCCUCUGCACGCCCAACGGUUGGUACUUUGGCGAUGCCAUUUGGAUGAUACCGCCCGGCACUCAGGCUAGCCAGGAUGAGCUACAGCAACGUAUGGUGCAGCUGAUCACCUCGGAAGCGAAGCCAGAGGUUUAUCCACAGAUCAAAAUAGUGAUAACCGCGCAUACACAAUGAGACAGCGCUCACGUUUUAUUUUAAAACAAAUUUCAAUGUUCACAUUUAGCUGCAAAAUUUGCACAUCUUUCACAUAUUUUUUAAAAUUCUUUACAAAUUGUGCAUAUUUCCACUUUCAAUUCGAAUUCGAGGUAAAAACAAAUCGGAAUAUUUUUCUCUAUAUUAUUUUUUUUUAAAUUUUUUAUCGAAGCAUUUCAAUUCGAUUAGCAAUGAACUCAUACAAAUUCUCAUUUGUAAUUCUAGUAACUUAAAAAAUUAUGUGCGCGAUAUGGUUCUAUGUAUAAGCGAAAUGGUUUUCUUUUUCCUUUUUGUCAAAACCAAUCCUGUAACAAAUGUAGUUUUAAGUGUUUUAUUGAGCGAAAGAAAGAGGAAAGAAGAAAUUUGGUUC